UUAACAAUUUACUGACCCGUUAUUCAUUAAUAUAAAAUUCAAAGUUUGUGUUAAUCUUUUUUUUUAUAAUAUUAAUUAUAAGUACGAGUGUACAACUUUUUUCCAAUUGUAUUACUGUUUUGACAGUUUUGACAAUAUUUGUUAUGGAUCAUUAUUGCAAAAAAUGUAUUCAAUACUGUUCAUUAAGUGUACUUACCUACUAAAAUUCAUAAUCAAAAUUUACGUCUUAAGCUCAGUUCAUCUAAAUUAAUUAAAAUGAAUCCAGAAAGCGAGAUUAUGAAACAAAAAAAAGUCACUCGUCAUACUAUACUUCAUGCUUUGUACGAUCGGGAAAUAAACGGCAUUAAGACACGCAUGAAUUGUAUCAAAUCUACUUACCAAGUCAUUAAUCCCAAUUGUACAAUUAUAAACGUUGAGAAACCUCCUUGUUUUCUAAGAAAAUUCACUCCUGAUGGUCGCCACUUCAUAGCUUUUUCUCAAGACCAAUUGUACAUUGAGGUGUAUGCUUAUUUAGGAUGUUCAAUGGCGGCUAAGUUGCUAAAGAACUAUGAAGAAAAUUGUAUUGGCCAAGACAACAAUGGUGAUGUUGCUCGAAAGAGAAUAUUUGAAAGUCUUUUUAAACUGAAAUAUCGGAUAUUAGUAGCAGCGGAAGGAGAACAAUUAAAUAGAGAAUGCAGUCUAUUCACAGAAAAUAGUUCCUAUACUGUUUUGGGUUCUGUAGGACCUAUUCCUAGAAACGUAAUGCUUGAAUACAAUGACGUUUUCACCAAUAAUGAAGCAGUAACUCCUAAUCUAUUAUUGCCAUUAGAAAAUUAUACUAUACAUUUAAUUAAUAUAAAAAAAGGGGCUGUUAGUCAACGCUUACACUUCAAGGCCGAUAAAAUAUCAUUAUCUCAUAACCAAGGUGUUUACCUGUUAAAAGAUGUACUUGCAAUUUUAUCUGUUCAACAUCAAAUAAUUCAUGUUUACAACCUUAUCCAAAACCGUUUCCAUCUGUUGAGAAAAAUUGGUCGAUUUUGUUUUGAAAAUGAUCUUGCGUUUAUUUCAUCUGUGCACACAGAUAUAAUUGCAGAAGAUUAUAAAACUCGUAAUGAAUCUUUUACCAAUGGAUUAAAAAACAAGCUAAUGGUGUUUUUGUUUAAAAAAGCUAAACGUGAAUCAGAAGUCGCUAGAACACAAUACCCUCUUAGGAGAUUUUAUCAAUAUUACGAUCAAUUUAUGUCAUUACGAAUGUGGAAAAUGCAGUUAUUAGAUGUAGACAAUAUGAUCAUCAGAUAUGCAUCAGAAGACGUGGUCACUGCUAAAAUUCAGGAACCAAGUACACAAGCAUCAUAUUUUAUGAUUUACAAUAUGACAACAGCUGCGGUUUUAAAUGUUUAUGAAAAUACAUCUAGUGAUUUAUUACGUGGAUAUGAGUAUUUUUGUGAUAAUUUUCGUAAUCCCUAUCUUAACCCAGAUGGAUUUAUGCCAUGUUCACCAUCAAAUAAUAUAUAUUCAAGGGAUUCCCAUGAAAAAUUUAAAAAUACAAUGCUAAAUGCUAGAUUUGGUGGCACAAUGGAAGCAAACAAACGAAUAUUGGGACAAUUACCAAUAGCAGCACAAUCAUUUUCCUGCUCUCCAUAUUUGGAUACUUCCCUUUAUAGUUAUGAUGAAAAGUGGGUGUCACCAAUGGAAAGACCUAAAGUAGUUGGUGAAUAUCCAAUAAGGUUCUAUUCAAGGGAAUCGGGAACACUAAGCUUUUAUCUGUAUACUAGUGUAUCAAGGAAUAGACCAACGCAAGACCGCAGAAGACUGGUAGCAUUUACGUUCCAUCCUACAGAUCCUUUUGCUAUUAGCGUACAGAGGGAUAAUUUAGAGUAUAUUGUUAAUUUUCAUAUACGGAAGGUGUACUUGCCUGAGUAAUGGUAAUUUGAAAAUGUUGACUACUUUGAUUGUCGUUUGGAUCAUAUAAUACAACAUUUUCUAAGCAGAGCUCACAAAAGUAAAUAUCUAGAGUGGAAAAUCUGUAGACUUUGUAUUUUGAAUAAUUUUAUCAGUUAUUUAACAAUAUAAAUUAUAAUCUUAAAUAAAUGAUUUGAGAUAUUUUUACAUAAUGUUACAAAUUAUAAUAUUUUUUAAAAAU
Metopolophium dirhodum (rose-grain aphid) is the source of this 2122-nucleotide messenger RNA. RefSeq names its product DET1 homolog (gene abo). Gene Ontology annotation, cellular component: nucleus; cullin-RING ubiquitin ligase complex. The transcript is spliced from 5 exons. The coding region runs from base 256 to 1902 and encodes 548 amino acids. Gene Ontology annotation, biological process: protein ubiquitination; positive regulation of proteasomal ubiquitin-dependent protein catabolic process. The record is from RefSeq and is a predicted model, not a curated record. Gene Ontology annotation, molecular function: ubiquitin protein ligase binding; ubiquitin-like ligase-substrate adaptor activity. Lineage: Eukaryota; Metazoa; Arthropoda; Insecta; Hemiptera; Aphididae.